UGGGCCGACACCAUCGGCGGCUAAUAUUUGUAAAAACGAGCGCCGCCGACAAUAGAGUCGUCUCCAUAUCUGCUCCAACAAUUUGGUGACAAACAAUUCCAUAGUUUUAAUUCUAACUUUUACGAAAAAAUGAUAAAAAUCUACUGCCAACAACUUGCUUUGUUGAUAUUGUUAUCCUACGUCCACUUGGCGAUAUCUAUACAGGCACGGAGCGAUCGUGAACAGCAGGUUACCCCUGCAAUUGGUAAUAAUGCUCGUGUAGCUGCUGGCGACAACACUAAUUAUCGAGUUUGGGGACCGAAAGUCUUGUGCUCUAUGCUCCCCGAUGAUUUCCUGGAAUGCAACAAACCCAUCGAUCACAAGGACAACAAAACAGCCAAAGAAGAAAAAGGUUACGGCUGUUUGAAAUUUGGUGGUCUCAACUAUGAAGACGUAGAACAUACUAAAGUGCAAUGUACAGUAUUUAAUGACAUCGAUUGCCACGGUCCAAGAACAUUCCACAGAGAUGGGGUACCAUGCAUCCGAUAUUCCGAACAUUAUUUUCUGACAACUCUGCUGUAUAGUUUGCUGUUGGGUUUUUUGGGUAUGGAUCGAUUUUGUUUGGGACAAACCGGAACAGCCGUGGGCAAAUUGUUGACUUUGGGUGGAGUCGGUGUUUGGUGGAUUGUCGAUAUUAUAUUACUUAUUACUAAUCGUUUAACACCCGAAGAUGAUAGCAAUUGGAAUCCAUAUGUUUAGCAGAGGUUCUUCUGGCAACGAGAUAGAGAAGAAAAUUAGUCUUAGAAUAAAAAAUAAAUUGUGAUAUUGAAUAAUUUUUAUGCCUACCUAAUUGUUUAGUUUUUAAAUUGUAUAGAGAGAAACAUAAUUAAAAUCUUCAAAAACUAA
Musca domestica (house fly) is the source of this 885-nucleotide messenger RNA. RefSeq names its product TM2 domain-containing protein CG11103 (gene amrt). The transcript has a single exon. Bases 130 to 738 code for a protein of 202 amino acids. The record is from RefSeq and is a predicted model, not a curated record. NCBI's taxonomy places the organism in Eukaryota, Metazoa, Arthropoda, Insecta, Diptera, Muscidae.